CGAAAACUGUAAUGAUGCACCACCCUUGAAAAGUGGUGACACUCUUCCAUCAUGAGCUUUUUUUAUGCUUGUUCCUCAUUCACAUGAUACAUUUAAUGUGCAUCAUUUUGUCCAUGAGUGACUGCUCUGUGGUUUAUUCAGUCCCUUGAAAUCCACGAGUUGCUGCUUUGUACCCACAUGACAGCUUUAAAUCUUACAUGGAGAUAUGAUCAACAGUUGACAUGCGACAAGCGUUCUUGCAGUUUACAGAACUGCGUACUUCCUGCUACUUUAAAUAAAGAAGUAAUCAGGACAUGCAAAAAACAGUGCCCAGAGGAACCUGAGCUCUUGUCUGCUGUUCAUAUUUCAGGCAGGGCAAUAGCCAGCAUGUCAAAGCUGCAAAGACUUUCUUCCAGAGAAGUUGAAAUGAGCUGAACUUAACUGAAGUUUUUACCUCGCAUACAGCUUUCUGCUGUACCAGAAACAAGACAAUUAAUCAACAAUGAUGCUCUCCAGUAUGAAGAUAUGUGUGCCUUUGCUAUGCGGACUGUGUGUUUUGUUUUCUGUGGAGUCUAUGACAACUUCCAGGCCAGAAACCAGCAAUGAAAUCACUGUUGAGUUAAACAGCACAACCAGGAACACCCCUGCACAUGUAAAAGAGUCACAACCUUCAACUUUGAAUCCAACACAAAGAUAUGCAGAAGUUAGCAACACAGCAGCACUACAGAUGACGGAGUUACCCACAGGAGCAACUGAGAAUAACAAAACUAACAGCUCAUACAGCGGCACAGAUGGUUUGGUUACCAUGAGCACUGCAACAGCUACCACCAGCUCUAAAAGUCUUGGUUUAACAGCAGAAUCCACAGCUAAGAAUGAAGCGCAGCCUUCUCCUGCAGUGACCACUGCUGCAAGUAAAGCUCAACAUUCGCCUGCAGUGACCACUGCUGCAAGUAAAGCUCAACAUUCGCCUGCAGCGACCACAGUUCCAGGUGCAGCACAACCUUCCCACAAUACAACGAUCACAGACACAACUAAAACAGCAGGAAAUCAGUCCCAUCAACCAUCCACUCCCAGUUUUGUGACUGCUUCUGCAACAGCUUCUACAGUUCUUGCAGGAACGGUGUCUGUUUCUUUCCCACACACCACAUCUACUCACCCUGAAAGUGCAUCGGCAUUGGCUUCCACCUCCUCUUUGGAAAAGUCUACUCAGACAGUUUUGAAUGUCACUCAGAACUUAAGUUCCACGACUUCCACAACCACAAACUCGGCAAACCCCACUUCCGAGGAAGCAUUCUAUCAUUAUCCCUCUAAGGCUAAAACAUCCACAAGUGCUGAACACUUAUCCACAUCUCAUUUUAAUUCUGCCACAAGCAUCCAAAUCUCUUCAUCUAAGUUUCCUGAUACAGUAGGAUCAAGCUCUACUACAACUGAUUAUCCCAGCUCCACCACUUACAUCUCCAACAGUACAGCAGGAAUCUUGUACCCUAAAGGACUCGAUGGGUUGCCAGUUCCAACAACCAGAUCAGCUCCAGCAACUACAGCAGCUCCAAAAGAAGGAUCCAAGAGCUCCCCAACCAAUGAGGCCCAGCCCUGCUCCACUCGAGGUGUUGUGAAGCAGUGCCUCAUUGUUAUCGCCGCCCUGGCUGCUUUGGCAACCAUCUUCAUGGUUUCUACUAUAGUUCUCUGCGCCAAGCUGUCAGCAAGGAAGAGCAAGCUGAGGAGACCUCAGCAGGCCACUGAGAUGAUGUGCAUCUCUUCUCUGCUACCUGAGAGGAAUCAUGCCUAUACAAGACAACGCAAUCCAAUCACAAAUGGAGUCCUGGUGUUUCCUGGGGCUGGGGACAGCGAUGAGGAUGGAGGAGAUAACCUCACGCUCAGUAGCUUUCUACCAGAAAAUGACCGCUAUGUUUGAAUUAAUCUACAACAAGUAGGAUUCUUAUCUACACAUCAUUCUGAACAGUCUGGAGUCAGUGAUGUGGAAACAGUGGCCUCUUUUAUGUCAGGGCAUGCGUUGAGGUUAACCCACUAUCUGCAGAGCAACAUACAGAAAUGACAAAAAAAAUGUUCAAGCAUCAUUAACUGUAUCUAGCAGUUGGUGAAAAAAGGCGGUACUUUUUCCUUUUCACAUAACUCCACACUUGCCCCCAACUGGACAAUUUAAGCCCGGAUGCAGAGUUAUCAAAGCAGUUUUCUGGGGUUUUUUGGGGGGGUUUUUUUUAGCAUCCGGAGCAGGGCCCUGAUGGUAUUUCACUUUGCAACAGGAGACAGGAAGGCUUACUUUGUGCUUCUUUUAAAGACACUUUUGUUCCUCACAGAAGCUGUUUAAUGGUGACUAACAAGAAUGUAAAGAUGAAUGAAAUGAAUGAAAAGAUGCAGCUUCUUCAUAGUACUGAUGUAUUAAGUAAUUGUUUUAUUUAACUUUCUGAUAAACAUUUUAAAGUAAAAAAAAAAUCCAGCUUGAUGGAAAUGUAAGGAUUUAAAGAACCCAUGGUAUGUUCAUUUACAGAUCUUUUUUUUUUAUCUGAAGGGUCUCUUAAGUUUACAUUAUAAAAAAAAAGGAAAACGUCAUAUUGUACAUAUCUGCAGCUCCUUUUCCAAACACCUCAUUCUGCUUAAUGGACUGGUAAUCAGGUGUUCAUUAGUUCACUGAAGUGUGCCAGACUACUCACCAGGAAGUACAGUGUUACAAGGUGAUGUAGAUAACUAAUGAAAAGUCUGAACUACGAACAUAUUUCUGGCAUUUCAAUAACAGUCUGUAUGUUUACUUGCACUGCACAGCUACUAGUAGUACCCACUUACUACUAGUAGACUAAUUGUACCAACAGACAGCUGGUAGCAGCAGUGGGUGUUACUACCAGCUAAUUACAAGAUCUUUGUGGUUUGUUUUUGUUGUUUUGGGCUUUUUCUUCUAUGCAUCAACAGUUUGAAAACCAGUUUGAGUCAAGUUGAGUGUAUAUGUGCAGGAGUAAUUCAACCCCCACCAAACUGCCUGGGAGUGUUAAUUUGGCUUUAAGAACUUUGAUUUCAGUUGUCAAUGCAUUUUAGGGUCAGGACUUCCUUUUGGUCAUUUAAAACAUUGAAGAUCUUUUACAUGAACAAAAAGCCAUUUGAUAGUCUGAACAGAAAGAAAAAUCCCAAAAUGACCUCCUUUAAUUGGAAAUGAUCUCUUAAUUUACUAGUUAAACACCCUUAUUGUUAAUGUAAAUAUGACAUUUUCUAAACUUAUGCUACCAGAGUUUGUAAAUGUUUCUUAGUCUAAGAUUGAAUAUAAGGGCAUGUGUUGCUUAAUUUGCUAAAAAAAAAAAAAAAAAAAAAAAAGGAAUAAAGCAGAGCUCUUUUUCUAUUUUUUAAUAAUUGUUUUUUGUGUGUAACAUGUAUUUACAUGUAUGUGAAAUUGUAAACAAUCAUAAUAAAACUGGACAUUCUCUCAA
Messenger RNA from Melanotaenia boesemani (Boeseman's rainbowfish), 3410 nucleotides. It is a transcript of the gene selplg, whose product is annotated as selectin P ligand. The record is from RefSeq and is a predicted model, not a curated record. The transcript is spliced from 3 exons. NCBI's taxonomy places the organism in Eukaryota, Metazoa, Chordata, Actinopteri, Atheriniformes, Melanotaeniidae. The coding region runs from base 482 to 1891 and encodes 469 amino acids.